AUGACCAUGUCUUUGGUAGCUAUAGGGGCAUGCUACCUCGACACGAUUUUAACGUUGAUAUGCACAUGCACUCUGGCCAGAGUCCCUCAUUACCCGGAUGAAGACGAAAAGCUUCGCGCAACCAGGCUUAGCCGCAGGCGCGGUGGAAACUGCCCAAACACCCUCGAUAUUAUGGGGCAACUGUUACAAGACAGGGCCACGAGUGAUGAUUGUUCCUUAGGUCUCAUUUCGGUGCUUCCCUCGGAGUCCUCAGUGGCAACCCAGCAAAUAAGAUUAAGCUUAGGACCCUUGGUCCAACUGGACAAGUGUAUCUUCCGAGAAGAGUUCAAUGAACCCGCCUCCAGUUACAUCAUUGCGAGUCAGGACACCAGCAGUAGGACGAUUGUCAAUUAUAACGAGCUGCCCGAAAUGACCCAUGCAGAGUUCACCACUGCUGUUGGGCCCCUACGAGCUGCAGGGGAUCGACACUGGUUUCAUUUCGAGGGCCGCUCGCCAGAUGUGACCCUCGAAUGUAUUCAUUAUAUUCGCAAGCAAUUUCCAGCGUCCAAAAUCAGUGUUGAGAUUGAAAAGCCUGGCCGGCCAGGCUUACAGGAGCUUGCAGAUACAGCAGAUGUUGUCAUCUACUCAAAAGCAUGGGCUCAGAGCAACGGACACACAUCUGCCAAGGAUUGCUUACAAGAUCAAGCAUUGAAGACAAGCCAAGCGACAUUGCUGUGUUGCACUUGGGGCGACGGCGGGGCCGCUGCACUUGAGCCAAAGACUGGCAACUUCGCUCAUGUCCCGGCACAUGUUACAGGAUUGGAAGUAAUCGACACAAUUGGAGCCGGAGACACAUUCAAUGCAGGUCUACUAUACGGUCUCAUCUGGCACGAUCACGACUGGGAUUUCCGAAAGACUUUGGAAUUUGCAAACCUCGUUGCCGGGUUAAAGGUCACCCAAGAUGGGUUUCAAACCCUCCAAAGAGCAUUAGGCUUGCAUCAAGCGUCCCCACAUGUUGAAAGCGAACAUGCAAGUGGGAUG
Molecule: messenger RNA, 1020 nt
Organism: Penicillium bovifimosum
Lineage: Eukaryota; Fungi; Ascomycota; Eurotiomycetes; Eurotiales; Aspergillaceae
Exons: 6
Molecular function (GO): kinase activity
Source: RefSeq, a predicted model, not a curated record